This is a messenger RNA of Coregonus clupeaformis (lake whitefish), 2156 nucleotides long. Its product is annotated as 1,25-dihydroxyvitamin D(3) 24-hydroxylase, mitochondrial-like. The coding region runs from base 149 to 1699 and encodes 516 amino acids. The record is from RefSeq and is a predicted model, not a curated record. Lineage: Eukaryota; Metazoa; Chordata; Actinopteri; Salmoniformes; Salmonidae. Gene Ontology annotation, cellular component: mitochondrial inner membrane. The transcript is spliced from 12 exons. Gene Ontology annotation, biological process: C21-steroid hormone biosynthetic process; glucocorticoid biosynthetic process; cellular response to peptide hormone stimulus. Gene Ontology annotation, molecular function: monooxygenase activity; oxidoreductase activity, acting on paired donors, with incorporation or reduction of molecular oxygen; heme binding.
UCCGAGUAUAUAUAUUGUGGCAGGCGUCACAGUUCCAAGAAACGAGAACACUGAAUCUUCAAAGUUUCCAACAACGCAAAAAAAUUAAUUUGUGUUGAGCGCCAAGUGCCCCAGUAUUUAUUAUUUAUUAGCCUAUCACAGCUUGAGAAUGAGGUCACACAUCCAAAGGGUACCACAGAUAGUCGAACUGUUAAAAAAGAAAACUGUUGGUUUGCAGCACUUCAAGCCAACAUCUUCAGUGUGCGUCCUGGACCCGAAGGAUGCUACAUUGGUUGCGCCUUGUCGACACGGUCUUCCCUCGCAGACUCAGAGCCUUGACUCGAUACCUGGACCCACCAACUGGCCCUUAUUUGGCAGUUUGAUAGAACUACUACGCAAAGGAGGGCUGCAAAGACAACACAAUGCAUUGAUUGAUUACCAUAAGAAAUUCGGUAAGAUUUUCCGGAUGAAACUCGGCUCCUUUGAAUCGGUCCAUAUUGGCGCACCUUGCUUGCUGGAGGCACUCUACAGAAAGGAGAGCGCUUACCCGCAGCGUCUGGAGAUCAAACCCUGGAAAGCAUACCGAGACUUAAGAGACGAGGCAUAUGGACUUCUUAUUCUGGAAGGGGAAGACUGGCAGAGGGUGAGAAGCGCGUUUCAGCAGAAACUGAUGAAACCCACAGAAGUCGCGAAACUUGAUGGAAAAAUAAACCAGGUGUUGGCCGAUUUUGUUAGUAGAAUUGGACAAGUGACUGACAAUGGACAAUUUGAGGACUUGUACUUCGAAUUGAAUAAAUGGUCAAUGGAGACCAUUUGCUUAGUGCUCUACGACAAACGUUUCGGACUUCUGCAUGACAAUGUCAACGAGGAGGCUAUGACCUUUAUCACAUCCAUAAAGACGAUGAUGAGCACAUUUGGCAUGAUGAUGGUCACGCCAGUGGAGCUCCACAAAAAACUGAACACCAAAACAUGGCAGGACCACACCAGAGCAUGGGACCGUAUAUUCAGCACAGCCAAAGUCUACAUAGACAAGAAGAUAAAGCGCCAUGCAGGGGCAACAGGGCCCAGUGACGACUUCCUGUGUGACAUCUACCGCCACAGUCAGCUGUCCAAGAAAGAGCUGUACGCCGCCGUCACAGAGCUCCAGAUCGGAGGAGUGGAGACGACUGCCAACAGCAUGCUGUGGGCUAUUUUCAACCUCUCCCGUAACCCCUGCGUUCAGAGGAAGCUGCUCCAAGAAAUCAGAGAGGUUCUUCCUGCCAGUCAGAGUCCCAGUGCUGAGCACCUCCAGAGAAUGCCCUACAUCAAGGCCUGCCUCAAGGAGUCCAUGAGGUUAUCGCCGUCAGUUCCCUUCACGAGUCGGACCUUAGACAAAGACACUGUGUUGGGGGAUUACUCCAUUCCCAAGGGGACAGUGUUGAUGAUCAACAGCCACGCUCUGGGUGCCAAUGAGGAGUACUUUGACGACAGCAGCCGGUUUAAGCCAGAGCGUUGGCUAAAAGAGAGCAGCACCAUCAACCCCUUUGCCCAUGUGCCGUUUGGUAUUGGGAAGAGGAUGUGCAUUGGGCGGCGUCUGGCAGAGCUACAGCUGCAGUUGGCACUCUGCUGGGUCGUCAGAGAUUAUGAAAUUGUGGCGACAGAUAGUGAACCAGUUGAUACUAUCCAUUCGGGGACGCUAGUUCCCAACCGUGAACUCCCUGUGGCUUUCAUUAGACGAUGAGGCUUCAAAUACAGAUCAUUCAGACCUCACAACAGAAAGAUAAUAGUUCUGGGCCUGAACGUCCAGAGAGACUCCCUAUAUUGCUGCUCUGUAAAUAACAAAGAGAAAAUAUCAGAUAUAAAUAUAUUUUUAUGUAAUCCUGUCACAUAUACCUCAAACUAAUAUAAAUGUAUUUAAACUAUUAACUAUGAGAGUUAGCCUACUUGUUGACCAAUAACUGCACUUUACUGCCCACUAAUCUUAAACAACUGUUCUUAUGUCGAAAAUAUUAAUUAAAUUAUAUGAUGUUUGUAUAUGUUGUGUCUUUGUAUGAUAAAUUAUAUACAGUACAUGUAUAAAGGCUACUUAUGUAUAUUUUGUGUAUAAAUUGCAAUAAUAGUGUCAACAUGAUGUACAUUUAAAACAUUGUAUUUCUUAGAGAGAUUAUAUUCAAAUAAAACUAAAUAUAUUUCAUCCA